CUAGUUAACAAUCCCAAAAACAUAGUGACUUCCGGCAAUGUAGAGAAGAAGGAAUUCAAGAAAACACCGAUCACGCCAGAAAUGGCCGCAGACUCGCCAACGCUAACGCCGACGCCUGCGACAACAACGAGGAGCAACGGCUCAUGCAGCGAUGCCUCUCUCUCAUCGGAAUUAGAGGCACUAUUGCCACCCGUGGACCAUUUUAAAGAAGAGGAACGGACUCAAUGGGAGCCCUUGUCUGCUGAAAAAUUCUCUCGACAGAAAAAUACACCUCGAUUUGAAGCAUAUAUGAUGACUGGCGACCUGAUGCUAAAUCUCUCCCGCACGCAACAGAGCAGUAAUCUGCUACCUAAGCAGCAUCAACAGCGAAAGGUGGACUCCCUUAGGUACAAUCCUAAUCAUCAGCACACCACUACCACCAUCACCACCACUAGUGCCCAUCACAAUCAUAAUCAUCAUCACCAUCAUCAUCAUCACAACUCGAUGCCCAGUAGUCCCAAUGAGACCCAGAUGGCCCAUCAGCAUCAUCACCAUAGAGGAGGCGUCUACAAAGCUUCCAGUUCGGCUAGUACAUCACCUGUAGGCGCUGCCAGACGUGACGGAGUACAAGGUACCUCGGGAGCCCUAGUCCAGGUCGAUCCGAGCAAGAAUACCCCUUCAAGCUUCGGUUUCGUACGUACUUCGCGAUCCGAGGACCAUCUGCAAUUCCAGAAAGAUCCUUCGAUGAGUGCCGUGGAUAUUGAUAUCGAUGAUGAUGUCACCUCGAGCCUGAACACACUAUUGGAUCCACGGCCAGAAGGCCUAAUGCCAAACGAGCGAAUCGUCUGGACUUACAACGCGCCUGUUAGCUCACCGGCCGCUUCCUGCUGCCAAAAUGGCGGUUCUUCAUCUUCGUCUUCGUCCUCAUCAUCCUCUUCAACGAGCCCUCAGCGUUCUCUGUCCCCCGCUUCCCCCACCUCCGUCUCAUCCUCCGUCAUGUCCUCCAACUCUGGUUCCCGCAGGUUUCCUCCGGUCCAAACUGUUCCUGGGGUUUCCAACGCCCCGGGAGGUCAUCUCCCUGCUAACGGCGAUUUCAGUCAAUCGGAGGCUAUCAGCAAUAUAUCCAGUCCAGAUUACAACGACGAAGAAACGAUGGAUAUUCUCAGUGCAAGGGAUAUUAUGAUGGUAAGCGAUCCUAGCGACAGCGAUUCUACCAUUUUGGCGAGUGAACCGCCCCAGAGAAGACUGAAGACUAAUCCUCAAGAGACUGGAGAACAUAGAAUCGUGAUUCAAGUAAAGGGGCCUGAUAAGGAGAGUCCAAGAAACACGAGUCCGAGACAGACAAGGAGAAGAGGAAAUCCCGUAGGAGAAUUAGUGCCACCUGCUACAUCUCAAAAUUUGCAGAGAAAUCAACCUGGAAUUCCAGGGGUUCCUGGAAUCAUUCCAGGUUCAGUAACACCUGAAUGCGUAGGUUAUCAGGAAUUGAAGGAGAGCGAAGAUGAGAGAGAAGCUCUGACCAUUGGAAUAUGCGACGAGCAAAAAGGAAGUGGCACAUCACCACCACAGUCAGCGGACGAAGAGAGCGAUAUCGAGAGUUUGCACAGUUUCCACUACAGUCCGAAAGCGGUGGAUUUGCCUUCCGCAGUUCGACUGGCCAAACGUCUUUAUUCCUUAGACGGCUUCAAGAAGUCCGACGUCUCUAGACAUCUAAGCAAAAACAACGACUUUAGUAAAGCUGUAGCGGAAGAAUAUCUGCGUUAUUUCAGCUUCGAACAAGAUACAUUAGAUGUGGCUCUUAGAAAAUUUCUCGCUCAAUUCUGUUUAACGGGAGAGACUCAAGAAAGAGAGAGAGUCUUAGUACAUUUUUCCAAAAGAUAUUUGGAUUGUAAUCCCGGUAGUUUCAAUUCUCAAGAUGCGGUCCACACAUUGACUUGCGCAAUAAUGUUACUUAACACAGACUUACAUGGUCAGAAUAUCGGCAGAAAAAUGUCGUGCUCAGAAUUUAUUGAGAAUCUAUCGGAACUCAAUGACGGCGAUAAUUUUCCACGCGAGGUCCUUAAGCAACUUUACAAUGCUAUCAAGUCCUUCCCCCUCGAAUGGGCUCUGGACGAAGAAGGAGAUGAAGUGACGAAUCAAGCUAUCCAGCAGGGUGAUGGUACGACUGCGAUUGCCGGUACUGGGAAUCCGUUUCUCGAUGUGCCAAAUAUUACGGGCGCUACGGAAUUCAAAAAGGGUUACGUUAUGCGUAAAUGUUGUUAUGAUUCCAAUGGCAAAAAAACUCCAUUCGGUAAACGUGGGUGGAAGAUGUAUUAUUGCACAUUACGCGAGCUUGUGCUAUACUUGCACAAGGAUGAGCAUGGUUUCCGUAACGACAGCUUGCAUAAUGCUAUACGUAUUCAUCAUGCAUUGGCUACCAAGGCAACCGAUUAUACAAAGAAACAGCAUGUUUUCCGGCUGCAAACUGCUGACCAAGCUGAAUAUCUCUUUCAGACGAGCGAUUCGAAGGAACUGCAAUCAUGGAUCGAUACUAUUAAUUUCGUGUGCGCCAGUUUUUCAUGUCAGCCUCUUGCAGGCGCCGUCGGAUCUCAACGCAAAUUCCAGCGUCCAUUGCUGCCGUGUAGUCAUACCAAAUUAAAUUCCAGAGAACAGUUGCGGGACCAUGAAGACAGAGUCAACAGGUUAGAAACGGAAUUGGAUGAGCACAGACGACAUCCUCCAGAAAGAGGUGCCAAGGCUCUCACUGUACAAAAUUAUAAAGAGAAGGACGCAUAUUUGCAUCAUGAGCUAAAGCGGUAUAAGACAUAUGCCUAUCUCCUUCGUUCCCGACUGGCAUUCAGUGAGAUGGAAUCAUCGCUUGUUGAGAGUAGCAUUGGCGAGGUAGAUGAGGGUACACCACUUGGACCUACUGGAGCUGUAGGAAAUGCGGAAGGAGCUUUGGUACCACCGCCAGUACCAGAACGACCAGCCGCAACUAAUAGAGUUGACCUGACAGCAACGUAAACGUAAGGAUCCAGCAAGAUUAUUACAUCCAGCUUUCAGGAUGUUACUUCAGGACAUCUUUCUGUCGCGCAAAUACACAAUUUGUUGUUGAUGAAAUCGAAUUUUCAAAUACAAUUAUUAAGAGAAAUUAUGAUAUAUUUAGGGAAGAAUGAAGAUUGUGUUGGCUGUGUCCGUUAAAUUUAUUAGUUUAAUAGUUAAUCAUAAAAUAUUAUAAUUUAUAAGAAUUAUGUAAUUCUUUCUCUCUCGCUGUUCAUAGAUCGUAAUAAUUUAUUAUAUUACGAUGUUUUACAUUGUAAGCUUUUUCAUGUUCCACAUUAUAUUUAUUUAAACGUUAAUCUUCUUCUAUGUUAAAUAUACAGAUGAAAUAUACAG
This is a messenger RNA of Pogonomyrmex barbatus (red harvester ant), 3351 nucleotides long. It is a transcript of the gene Efa6, whose product is annotated as Exchange factor for Arf 6. The record is from RefSeq and is a predicted model, not a curated record. Lineage: Eukaryota; Metazoa; Arthropoda; Insecta; Hymenoptera; Formicidae. Gene Ontology annotation, molecular function: protein binding; guanyl-nucleotide exchange factor activity; phospholipid binding. Gene Ontology annotation, biological process: regulation of ARF protein signal transduction.